GGUGGACUGAAGAGCGUUUGAGUUUAAAAUGCAGGACAGGAGUUUAGAGAAAAGGGAUGAACCUGCAGCUACCUGCCGAGUCGGAGCGAGCCUCCGCCUGGGAACACUUGGGGAAUGAGUCGGGCGCCUGGGCAGCGACAGAGCGACCGUGCAACGGGAGCGGCGGAGACUGGCCGGAGGGAGCGUCGGACAAGGACGUUCGGAUGGUGGUGAUCCAGUUCGUGUACGCGCUGGUGUGUCUGGUGGGAUUGGCCGGGAACGCCAUGGUUAUCUUCGUCAUUCUGCGAUACGCCAAGAUGAAGACGGCGACCAACAUCUACCUGCUGAACCUGGCGGUGGCCGACGAGCUCUUCAUGCUCAGCGUCCCGUUCGUGGCGGCGGCGGCGGCUCUGGGGCGCUGGCCCUUCGGCCCGCUCAUGUGCCGGGCGGUGCUGAGCGUGGACGGCCUCAACCAGUUCACCAGCGUCUUCGGCCUGACCGUGCUCAGCGCCGACCGCUACGUGGCCGUGGUGCACCCCAUCAAGGCGGCCCGUUACCGGCGCCCCAGCGUCGCCAGGCUCGUCAACCUGGGCGUCUGGCUGCUCUCGCUGCUCGUCAUCCUGCCCAUCGUGGUGUUCGCCGGUACUGCGCCCGCCGGCGGCGGCGUAGAUUUCAGUGAGAAUCCCGGCGUAAAUAUGGGCAUUAAUCCCAGUGUCGUUUCUAGUGUAAAUCCCAGUGUAAGUGUGGCUGCAGAUUUCAGUGUUAAUCCCAGUGUAAAUCCCAGUGUGAAUAUGGGUGCAGGAUCCAGUAUAAAUCCCAGUGUGAAUAUGGGUGCAGGAUCCAGUAGGAAUUCCAGUAUGAAUAUGGGUGCAGGAUCCAGUAUAAAUCCCAGUGUGAAUAUGGGUGCAGGAUCUAGUAGGAAUCCCAGUGUGAAUAUGGGUGCAGGAUCCAGUGUAAAUCCCAGUGUGAAUAUGGGUGCAGGAUCCAGUAUAAAUCCCAGUGUGAAUAUGGGUGCAGGAUCCAGUGUAAAUCCCAGUAUGAAUAUGGGUGCAGAAUCCAGUGUAAAUCCCAGUGUGAAUAUGAGUGCAGGAUCCCCUAGGAAUUCCAGUGUGAAUAUGGGUGUAGGAUCCAGUGUAAAUCCCAGUGUGAAUAUGGAUGUAGGAUCCAGUGUAAAUCCCAGUGUGAAUAUAGGUGUAGGAUCCAGUGUAAAUCCCAGUGUGAAUAUGGAUGUAGGAUCCAGUGUAAAUCCCAGUGUGAAUAUGGGUGUAGGAUCCAGUGUAAGUGUGGGCAUAGAUCCCAGUGUGAAUUCCAACGGUGAGGUGGUAUGCAUGUUCCUGUGGCCCAGGCCUGCCUGGUCAGUGGCAUUUGUCGUCUACACCUUCCUGCUAGGCUUCUUGCUGCCCGUGCUCGCCAUCGGCCUGUGCUACCUGCUCAUCAUCCUGCAGACCCGGGCUGUGGCCCUCAAAGCCGGCUGGCAGCAGCGUCGGCGCUCCGAGCGUAAGCUCACCCGCCUGGUGCUGACUGUGGUGGCUGUCUUUGUGGUCUGCUGGCUGCCUUUCUACGCAGUGCACCUGGCUGGCGUCUUCCUGGCCGAGCUGGACACCACUGUCAGCCACCUCUGUGUGAUCCUCAGCUACGCCAAUAGCUGCGCCAACCCCAUCCUCUACGGCUUCCUGUCCGACAAUUUCAGGCGCUCCUUUCAGCGGAUUCUGUGCUUCCGCUGGCUGGAGAAUGGUACUGAGGAGCCAGUCGACUACUAUUCCACCGCUCUCAAGAGCAAAUUGGGCAGCCCACUGGAGUUCCAGCCUGCUGAAAACAUUGCCUCCGAGACAGUUUACAGAAACGGUACUUGCACCUCAAGAACAACCACCUUAUGAAUUCAGACACAAGCACCUCUUGACUGUUUUCCAGGUGAAAUCUAUUUUACUAAAGAUUACUUAAAGAUGACAAGUUGUCAGUUCCACUGUUUGUUUACAAGCCAGUUUCAUCAGGGAUUUGUGAUGGUGGGUGUCCAUUGCACACAGGUGUGUGCCCUUGUCACUUUCCCAGUGAAUCUCUCUCCCUCUCUCUCUUCCCUCUGCGUCCCCCGUCCCUCGCUAUUCACUGACAGGAGCUGGUACAAAAGAUAAAGAGCCGAGAGUGUUGGAGAAAUCCAGCAGUGUUCUCUCACCGUCUGUAGGGAGAGGAAAACAGAGUGAAGGUUUGGCCUCAAAAAUGGUUAACUCUGCUCAAAUGCUGAUAGACCUUGCUGAGUUUCUCCAGCACUUUUGUUUUUAAAAAUAAUUUCACAUGUCCAGCAUCCACGGUAUGCUUUAAUAUAUGCUUUUAUAUCAGCAUGGGCUGCAUUGGCAACCUUUACUUUUCCACCUGUAAGGAAAUUUGCCCAGGGUGGUCUGUCCAUCAAACUUGACUGAGGUUACAAGAUCAUUUCUGUAACCCCAUCGUUAGAUGUGCAAAAUCAGUGAUGGGGACCACAUUAUUCAGUUCAUCACCCAAUGCAGUCUCAAUGUUUGUUGCAGCACUAAUCUGUUGAUCAAGGUUUGGGGGAAAUGACAAUGCGUUAUAUGUUUCAAGUAGAGAACCCAGAAUAUAAACUACCACACUAGAUCAGAUUUGCAUUAUUGCAACAACAGUUUGCCUGUUGUGUUAAGAAAGUGACAGCCAGUGUUUGAAUUAUGUCCAAAUCACACUUGCUUUAAAGGCAGGGGAUGUUUUCCAAAUGGGCAAUUUCAAUCCCCCUCCCACUCUUCCAUCACAUUCACAGUCUGUACUGUACUACAAUCUUGUCUUUGAAAAUACAGUGCUGCUCUGUGUUCUCAAAUUGUUGACUAUACUAAAAGCCAUUUCAAUUGACCUCACAUUUAACAUUGUAACGACAGGCUGCACAGUCACUGUGUGAUAUUCAAUUUAUGGAGUUGAGUGAGCAAUUCUGCAGGUAGACAACUUUAUCACAUUAAAGUUUCCACAGGAAAAUGGGAAGUAAAAACAUCUGUUUCUGCAGUGUGAAAAAGUAUCGUCAUGUCCCAAUGGAUUAUUUUUCACACUUGUAGAAUGUUGAAUCUUUGGAAUUCUUUACCCCAGAGGGCUGUUGAACCUCAGUCAUUGAGUAUAUUCCAGACAGAGAUCGAUAGAUCUCUCGAGAUUAAAGAUAUUAAGGGAUAUGGGGAUAGUGUGGGAAAAUCGAUUUUACACAGAAAGUCAGUCGUGACCCAAUUGAAUGGUGGAGCAGGCCCAAUGGGCUAAAUUGCCUCCCCCUGUUCUUCUGUUCCUAUGGAUUUGAUUACAGAUGUGCACACAGUUUAGAAAUUGUGACUUUCAACUGGAUAGUUAAAAUGAGAUAUAAUGGAGCUAAUGAACUAAGGCAACAUCUGAUAUGAGCACACAUCAGGUAAGAGAGAAGGGAAACAUUAGUUCUUUCACUCAAGCAUCUAAAGAUUGUUCUCUCAUCCCCAAAAUGGAUUUUGGAAUGAAAAAUACACUGUUCAGUUUAAAAGCACACUUACACCUGCCAAAAAUAAAAUCUCAGUAUUCGACUUAUUGCUAAUCAUAAAGAGAAUCUUUGUAUCCUUAAUCGAAGUUGCAUUUGAAAACGAAGAUUCAGAUUAUAUCUUGGGUGACACUCUGCACUGCUGUAUUUUUUAGCGGUUGUAUAAGCGGCCAAUUUAUUCAAAUUAAGAAAACCUUCAGAACAUUGCAAAAUGCGUUAUAGCCAAGAAAGUUUUGAAAAGCGUAGUCUCUGUUGUGGGAAACUGUCACAGUUAAAUCAUUCAGCAAAUGACCAAAUGAUCUGACCUUAGAUGUUAUUUGACAGGUAAGUAUUGGAGAGACACUCCUGCUUUUCUUCAAAAAGGUCAAUGGGAAAUGAACACUCAACAGAGAGAAUAAACUGGACCUUUGAUCAACCAUUCGGCCAAAAGGCAAAGCUGCUGUGCUCACUGAAGUGUCAGCCUUGAAUAUCUUGCAGAUCUCCAAAAAGGAUCUUGAACUUCUGACCUUCUAAUUUAGAUGUGAGAACAUUGGGCCAAGGCUGAACCUUAGCUUGGCUUUUUCAUUACCACCACCAAAUCUUUGGUGUUACCAAUUCAAAGAACAAUUUGCAAACACAGCACAUCAUUGCAGUGCAACAACAAAAGUAAGGGCACAACAGGGAGAUAGAGAGGGGGGACUGAAUUAAAAUAAGGCCGCUCACCCUCCACUGUGCUCACCUCUCUUUAAAGGCUUUGAUGGUGUUGAUAGACACCAAACCCCCCUCUUUAAGCAUAGCUGAGUGCAAACAUUGUCAUGAAAGAGGGCAGUCAGUUGGAGUUUAGCUAUUAAAUAUAAGACUUCCUUAUUCAAAAAUAAAGUUGAACUUUAUGGGCCAUAAAAUAUUUCUUAACUAUGUGAGUGUACUGUCAUAUAAUGUAAAUUCAGAAGAGAGAGCUCUAAAUUUUUCUUCCACUCCCUAGGAGAUUAAGAGAGAUGUGCAGAUUAGGUAGGUAAACAAAAGUAAAUAGAUUUAUAAGAGAUAGUUGGUACUGCCAAUGCUGGAGAAUCUGAGAGAGCAAGGUGUAGAG
Molecule: messenger RNA, 4535 nt
Organism: Stegostoma tigrinum
Lineage: Eukaryota; Metazoa; Chordata; Chondrichthyes; Orectolobiformes; Stegostomatidae
Product: somatostatin receptor type 4-like
Exons: 2
Coding region: 57-1856 (599 amino acids)
Biological process (GO): neuropeptide signaling pathway; cellular response to glucocorticoid stimulus
Cellular component (GO): membrane; neuron projection
Molecular function (GO): neuropeptide binding; somatostatin receptor activity
Source: RefSeq, a predicted model, not a curated record